Capsaspora owczarzaki ATCC 30864 is the source of this 889-nucleotide messenger RNA. RefSeq lists its product as hypothetical. The record is from RefSeq and is a predicted model, not a curated record. The transcript has 8 exons. NCBI's taxonomy places the organism in Eukaryota, Filasterea, Ministeriida, Capsasporidae. Bases 1 to 888 code for a protein of 295 amino acids.
AUGCGCGAGUCUGUCUAUCACGAAAUAGUAGCCAUGCUCGAAGCAGACUUUCCGCCCAUGGAAAUUGUGCAACGUCAUUCAACCAUUCGUGCGCAAAAGUCGCAAGAGUGGCUCAAGAAGACUGCCUACCAGCACUCGAGCCCAGAGGCAAUGCUGCUCUACUGGCGCGCAUUCACAGCGAUGGCCUUCCCUGCAGACCAGGUGAAUGCGAGCAACCCAAGUCCAGCGCCAUCAGCACCAUCGCCGACCGAGCUCACACCCGAGAACUCUAUUGCAUGGCAAUUGUGCAUGCGGUAUAAUAUUCCGCCGUGUACAUUGGCCCGAGUGCUGCUUUCACUCUUUCUAGCGCAAGGAGAUGUACGAGAUGGCAUUUCCAAGAAAAACCCAAGGGUCAAGGAGUUGAUGCAGCGGCCAGAACUCAUUCCAGACUUGGUGCUGCGAAGAGAAGUGCAGUGUUGCAUUCAAUACGACGACAUGACUUCCCCUCUUGUUGAGCGCGUCAAACAUUGCGUUGGUGCCGAAUACGAAGCACUAUUGCAAGAGAAGCUUCGAAACUUGGGCAUUCCGUUUCUGAAUGAAGAAGACAUGCGAAAAGCCGACGCUCAUAAAACCCCUGAUAUCAAGCUGCAAGCUCCAAUCGUGGUCAACGGCAGCGUCGUCCUAUGGAUAGAAAGCAAGGCGUAUUUUGGAGACCGGCCAAACCACACACGAAAUCAAGCGCAGUUAUUUGGAUAUCUGAGCCGGUAUGGCCCAGGCAUGGUUAUUUACUGGUUUGGCUUUAUUGACGAGCUCAACGUCGACCACGACAAGGGCAUCCAGAUGCUGGAUCAUUUCCCGACCAAAGUGUCGAUGGAGCUUCCCCCAGGCAUGGCUAGCGAUUCCCUAUGAG